Molecule: messenger RNA, 1454 nt
Organism: Megalobrama amblycephala (Wuchang bream)
Lineage: Eukaryota; Metazoa; Chordata; Actinopteri; Cypriniformes; Xenocyprididae
Product: stonustoxin subunit alpha-like
Exons: 4
Coding region: 448-1008 (186 amino acids)
Molecular function (GO): protein binding
Source: RefSeq, a predicted model, not a curated record
UGUUUUAUUAUAUGUGACUUGCAGACACACCCAUUUUGCACACGUCACUUAAACACAGAACCAGGAAACAACAAUCUCCUGAGUUCAAAGAAAGAGAAACUUAAGAGAUUCAUGUUUCCUACAUAGCUACACUUGAGUUCAGGGAAAGAGAAACUUAAGUGUAUGUGAGCUGUUGUGACUUUCUCUGGAUGAUGGAUGAACAUGUAACCACAACACUGUAUCAGCUUCAACACAGAGGACAGAGAAACAGCGCUCUGCAAAGACAGCAGUGGAGGACAGUGAGAGGAUCUUUGGUGAGUUCAGCCGCUCUGAGGCCACACAGCGGAUCAGGGGUCAAAAAAAGGCUGCGGUGAGCAGGAGAUCAAUGAUCUGAGGAGGACAGACGCUGAGCUCGAGCAAAUUUCACACACAGGAUCACAUUCAUUUCCUGCAGUCAUAUUCAGCAACAUGGAUCCCAGGACCAGAAAGGACUUCCUACAAUAUUCCCAUCAGCUCACUCUGGAUCUGAACACAGUGAAUAAACACCUCCAUCUGUCUGAGAGGAACAGAGUGAUUACUGGUACUCUCACAGAGCAGCCGUAUCCUGAUCAUCCAGACAGAUUUGAUGGAUAUAAUCAGCAAGUGUUGUGUAGAGAAAAAGUGCGUGGACGCUGUUACUGGGAGAUUGAGUGGAGUGGGAUGUUUGGUGUGGAUAUAUCAGUGUCAUAUAAGAGCAUCAGACAGAAGGAAUGUGGUAAUAUGUUUUUGUUUGGAUGUAAUGUUGAGUCCUGGAGUUUGUUCUGUUCUCCCUCCAGAUACUUAUUCAUGCAUAAUAACAUGCGGACUGAGCUACCUGUAAUGUCCAGCCGUAGAAUAGGAGUGUAUGUGGAUCGCAGUGCAGGAACUCUGUCCUUCUACAGUGUCUCUGGAGACACAAUGAGCCUCAUCCACACAGUCCAGACCAGAUUCACUCGGCCUCUCUAUCCUGGGUUUUAUGCUUUUAUUGGAUCAUCAGUGAAACUGUGUUGAUGUAUCAGAAUAGAUUGUAGAGAGAUUCUAACCAUGAUACUUUGAGCUGCAUGAGAAAUCAGUAACAAUGAUUUGUUUAAUGAAGAUGAAUACUUGAUGCAUUAAUACUAAUACUUACUAUUCUAUAAAUAUUAUAAAAUCUUAUAAAUAUUAUUAAAAAUAGAUUAAAAAUUAUUUAAAAAUCUUGCUAAGUGUAUUGUGCUAGACUAAGUGGGAGCCCUGUUGGUUUGAUUGCUUCCUUUGUUCUCCUCAUUUGUAAGUCGAUUUGGAUAAAAGCAUCUGCUUAAAAAAUCAUUUAAUGUAAAUGUAAUCUAUUGUUUUUUUAAGCUGAUGCUUAGAAAUGUUAAUAUACUAUUUAAGAUAAUUGAUUGUAUAUGGAAGUAGGUACAGUACCCCAGUCUAGGGUCGAUGAGGUAACAUAAAUAAAGAGAUCUGAAUCAUUUUCA